Knipowitschia caucasica is the source of this 927-nucleotide messenger RNA. Lineage: Eukaryota; Metazoa; Chordata; Actinopteri; Gobiiformes; Gobiidae. The record is from the annotation of a GenBank genome assembly.
AUGCCUGUCCCCACUGAUGUCCCCAUGUGCAAAGCUUCCGAAACAGCCCAUUACAACCUCACCUUUACUGGAAAGUGGAGCCAAUCAGCUUUCCCCAAGCAAUAUCCUGUGUACCGCCCCCCUGCCCAGUGGUCUAACUUGGUUGGGGUAACUCAUAGCUCCGACUACCACAUGUGGCAGAGUAAUGACUUUGCCAGUAACGGAGUGAGGGAGUUCAGUGAGAAGGGAGAGGCCUGGACGCUCAUGAAGGAAGUGGAGGAGGCGGGAGAAAGCAUCCAAAGUGUUUAUGGUGUCCUUUCUGCUCCUGCUGUUGUGGGCGGGACUGGACAGAUGAGCACAGAGUUUGAGUUGGGGGCCAGACACUCCUUUCUGUCCUUCAUGGUGCGCAUAGUUCCGAGUCCAGACUGGUUUGUUGGUGCAGAUGGCAUAAGCCUCUGUGACGGUGACCACUGGAAAGAGACUGUGUCACUGGACUUAUACCCCUACGAUGCUGGGACUGACAGCGGCUUUACCUUCUCUUCUCCCAAUUUUGAAACUAUUCCUCAGGAUAAAAUCACAGAGAUCACAUCUUCUAACCCAAGACACCCAGCCAACUCAUUUUACUAUCCCCGACUGCGACACCUGCCACCUAUUGCCAAGAUUACACUGACAAAGGUUAAGAAAAGUAAUCAGAUCAUCAGUCUGCCAGUGGAGCCCACCCAGUCCAAUCAACUUCCCACUGGAAAUGAGAUUGAAGAGAAACUUAUAAAUACGCCUUUGGACUGCGAGGUGUCAGUGUGGUCUCCCUGGGGCUUGUGUAAAGGCAAGUGUGGAGACUCAGGUGUUCGGCACCGCACUCGCUAUGUCCUGAUGCAGCCUGCCAACAAUGGAGCCGUCUGCCCUCUGCUGGAAGAGGAGAGAAAGUGUUCCCCAGACAACUGUUUAUGA